This is a messenger RNA of Sphaeroforma arctica JP610, 1524 nucleotides long. RefSeq lists its product as hypothetical. The record is from RefSeq and is a predicted model, not a curated record. The annotation marks the transcript as partial. The transcript is spliced from 2 exons. NCBI's taxonomy places the organism in Eukaryota, Ichthyosporea, Ichthyophonida.
AUGAAGCCAAAACUGGCUGUUCAUUGGGUGAUCAUCGCUCUACAGAUAGCAGAUGUUCUUGCAACGGAAAGCGUCACCCUAAGUGAUUGGCAGAAGCAUGCAGGUGUCGACGCAAAACUAGGUCCGGAUGGCUGGCAAUCAUCUCCUAGCUAUGAUGCAGAACGCGAUACAGACAAAUGUCCGAUUAAAAGAGGACAACACGGAGACAAGUGUCUGUAUGAUUAUGCGCAAGUGCCACCUCCAGGAGAUAAAGAAUGGAACAACCCACCAGACCUUAACAUCAUUAAUAUGCAACGCGAUUCUCUGCUUUGUGAUGCACCAGUCAAAUGCUACCAAUAUUUAGAUUUCACAUAUUUCCAGGCCUUUUUGGACAUGCCUCAGAACUGUACUAUACAGCAUUUCACCGUCGAUUUUGAUGGUAUGGAUGAUGGAUCGCGAGUUGAAGUCAACGGUGUCGUAGAUCCAGAUAGCUACGUUUACUUGAAUGAAAAAGGCACUGCUAAUCUAAAGCAACUAAUUGUACCCGGUCAGAAGAAUCGAAUUGUUAUUUCACAAGGGGAUGACUGCUGUAAAUUCAAUAAUCUCAAAAGCGCAGUUGUCACGUUAAAGUCGAGCUGUGAAACAAUGAAUUGCACAAGUGUGCCAGAUAUCUGUAACGAUUUUCCGACCUGGAUCAAACGUCCCCACUUCGAUACAAUUGUCUGUUCGGGAGGAUCAUGCAAUGUGAAAACUUGCUGUAUGCCAGCAACGUCAUGCAGGGAAGAGAACGUUGCCGUCAAUUGUGCCCCGGAUUUCGAGAACAGUUAUAAAUGUGAUCCCGAUGAGACUUCUCCCAAUUCAUGCGCAAGCGUUUGCUGUAUACCUGUGCCGUCGGUCUCUCCGACGCCUUCUACAACUGGCAGUCCAUCACACUCCGCAUCUGCAAGUCAGUCUCUAUUAGGGAGUCCAUCCCCAACUAUAUCAGAAAGUUCAAAUCCGUCAGCUUCCCCAUCAAUGUUGCAGACACCUUCACACUCCGGCACGCCAUCGUCGUCCAUGAAACCAUCACCUUCUUCUUCACCCAUCAAUUCCGUGGAACAGUCUCCUUCCACAACACCAAAAAUUUCGAAGAUCCCUAACGAAAACGCCGUCCAGCACAAUGGAACCUACCACGUCAACAACACCGUCCAGCACAAUAGAACCUUUUCCAUCGAGGACACCGUCCAGCACAAUGGAACCUUCGCCAUCCAGAACACCAUCCAGCACAAUGGAACCUUCUCCAUCCAGAACAACGUCCAGUACUAUGGAACCUUCGCCAUCGAGAACACCGUCCAGCACAAUGGAACCUUCCACGUCAACAACACCGUCCAGCACAAUAGAACCUUUUCCAUUGAGGACACCGUCCAGCACAAUAGAACCUUCUCCAUCGAGCACACCGUCCAGAACUAUGGAACCUUCGUCAUCCAGAACACCAUCCAGCACAAUGGAACCUUCUCCAUCCAGAACACCGUCCAGCACUAUGGAACUUUCGCCAUCGAGAACACC